Esox lucius (northern pike) is the source of this 1719-nucleotide messenger RNA. Its product is annotated as guanine nucleotide-binding protein G(I)/G(S)/G(O) subunit gamma-12. The transcript has 3 exons. Gene Ontology annotation, cellular component: heterotrimeric G-protein complex. Lineage: Eukaryota; Metazoa; Chordata; Actinopteri; Esociformes; Esocidae. The record is from RefSeq and is a predicted model, not a curated record. Gene Ontology annotation, molecular function: G-protein beta-subunit binding. Gene Ontology annotation, biological process: G protein-coupled receptor signaling pathway. Bases 1190 to 1408 code for a protein of 72 amino acids.
AAACCAAGGGUAUGCAAACUUUUGAGCACAACUGUACAUACCCUGGCAUUUGAUUAAGUUGCAAUCAAAUGGAAUCAUUCCAGAUGACUGCUCAAAGGAAUUAAAUAACUGUUUGUAAAAAAAAAAUUGUUAGUCAAUAUGUUCCUCUAAAAAUAUGACCAAACAUUGCUUUUUUUUGUAAAAAAAUUUCCCUUAAGCUGUGAGCUUCCACCAAACUGUUUUCAAGGGCCUGGGCUCCACUAUGCUUUUGGACGGCUUUUAAUUCCUUUGAGCAGUCAUCUGGAACCCAAAAUCAACCAGGUUUAAAUGCACUAAGCCGAAAUUGCAUUACCUUUUAGUUAACCAAUUCAUUACUUGAUGGAUUCAACAUAAAAUAGUCGGACAGGUGAAAAAGGUUCCAGUCAGGUCUACGUUCUGUGAUAUACUUUCUGUAGGCUAUUUAACAAACUAUAACAGCCGAACAUUAGAAUUGGAUUGGUCCCAAGGCAUUAGCCUUAAAUACACAUCACGAAGCAACCACAUUAUCAAGGCAUAUAUCUUCUUCUGAGCGUUCAGACUUGACAUGCAUAGUUUUUCAGCAAGUUCAGCAAAAAUACUUCUGAAACCCUCAAACCUAAAGUACUAGCACGUUCCACCAUUUCCUGAUACUCCAUCAGUCUAUUUACCCUUUUCAAACUCGUUACCACUCCCUCCAUGAUUACUAGCAGGUGUCAAAAACUAGACCUCAGGACUUGAUUUACAAGCAAAUCUGCUAGGUCUAUAAACAUAGGUUUUAACUUCUGGCUUUGAUUCAUGGCCGUUCAGUUCCUCUAAAUUAAACGUUCCUAUUAGUCAUUAUUGGGCUUAACAUUCACAUUUCUUUCUACCACACACACACACACACACACACACACACACACACCGCUUCAAUCAGACUGUUUUCCUGUCUUGCCUGUUCUGUCCAGUCACUUUUAUCAUCUGUAUGUGAUGUUGCUGUGACAUUUCCAUGACUGUGUGUGUGACCUUCACACCUGACACAUCACAGAGGCUUUGAAGAACCCACUGCAGUGACCACAGAGAGCAGAAGGGGAGGCAGGAGGUUAAAAAGGGAGUCGAGGUGCCACUGUCAGGAGCUAUAUGGAGGAGAGGUUGUUCCUGCUUACUGGCUGUACCUAGAAGGGGGAGUGUGUGUGGCUCCAAGGAGGACAGGAUGUCAGGGAAGGUUUGCAGCAGUAACAGUUUGAUCCAGGCACGGAGAACUGUAGAAGAACUACGAGUGGAGGCAAGCAUGGAGAGGAUCAAUAUCUCCAUAGCAGCUGCCCAGCUAGUUCAGUACUGCCAGGAGCACAGUCGCAGUGACCCUCUUCUCACUGGCAUCGCAGCUUCUUCCAACCCCUUCAAGGACAAGAAGACAUGUGUGCUGCUGUAAUCUACACGAAACAGUCAAUGGAAAUACAAUAACUGGUGGCUGAAACAAUAGACUAGUUGAACUGAGUGGUACCACAAAGUUAUGGUUCUUUAAUAAUUUUUCUAAAAUUGCAAAGGAAGGAAAUAUGUUCUUAAUGCGUUAUUGAAUUCAUUUUUUCUAGGAUUAUUUCAUCAAUACAUUAUCCAUCAGUAAACCAACUAUAUUAGAAUCAUUUGAACUCUGUUUAUUUAUUAUUAUUGUAAAGGUUUUUAAUGUUCAGCACCGAAAAACACCAGCAUGAGGCAUAAAAUAAAGAGACUGGAGGCAGCUGA